Messenger RNA from Camponotus floridanus (Florida carpenter ant), 1451 nucleotides. RefSeq names its product short-chain dehydrogenase/reductase family 16C member 6-like. The transcript has 8 exons. NCBI's taxonomy places the organism in Eukaryota, Metazoa, Arthropoda, Insecta, Hymenoptera, Formicidae. Bases 340 to 1269 code for a protein of 309 amino acids. Gene Ontology annotation, molecular function: oxidoreductase activity, acting on the CH-OH group of donors, NAD or NADP as acceptor. The record is from RefSeq and is a predicted model, not a curated record. Gene Ontology annotation, cellular component: lipid droplet.
UGCAUACGAUUCUGAAGUUCAUUAUUCGUGCAACAGUGCAACACGUAUGAUGUUCGUAAUUAAUAAUUAAAGAUUUGCUCGAAUCUAUUUUACUCGUAUCAGUUAAUUAUCAUAGUCCAACAAUUAAAGAAAAAGGUGGAAAACAAAAGACAGAGAAAUUUACACAUACGCAUAUGCUUUUAAUGCAAAUGCAAAAUUAAAUAUAAAAAGUGAAGCCCAGCAACUUACAUAUAUAAUCAGGAGACAGAAAGAUUCAACUGGUUUUGAGAUUUAUCAGACUAAAAGGAAAAUAAGAUCCAUAGAAGAGUUUUGGACGAUAAUUAUAAUCAGAUAAUUAGGAUGAAAACAACGAUAUCCUGCAACAACACCCUGCUCCUUCUAGUAGAAAUACUGUUUCUUAUUUUGAAAGUUUUUUAUUUCAUCUGCAAGAACAUACUCACAAUGUUUAUUCCAAUAACAAAAAAGAGCGUAACUAAUGAAAUUGUUUUGGUAACAGGUGCAGGUCAUGGCAUUGGAAAAGAAAUAGCGAUUGGUUAUGCAUUGUUAGGCGCAACAGUGAUAUGUUGUGAUAUUAAUGAAGAAACUAAUAAGCAAACAAUGAAAGAGAUUAAACUAAUGGAGAAAAAUGCUGUAUUCGCAUAUCAAUGCAAUGUAGCAGACAGGAAAGAAGUCUUUAGAAUGGCUGAAAAAAUAAGAAAAGAAAUCGGUGAUGUUACUAUUUUAGUCAACAAUGCUGGAAUAGCAUUUAUUAAAACAUUACUAAAUCAAAGCAUCGAUGAAGUUUCACGAGUUAUAGACGUCAAUUUGAAAUCGCAUUAUUGGACGUUGCAAGCGUUCCUACCAAGUAUGAUUGAAAAAAAUCACGGUCACAUUGUGGCGAUUUCAUCAAUAGUAGCAUUUAUUAGCACUACACAUGGUACGGUUUAUAGUCCCACAAAAUCUGCGGUCAAAGCACUUAUGGAAUCUCUCAGCGAAGAAUUGCGUGCAUAUAGCAAAGGAAAAUCCUUAAUUAAAUUCACUACCGUUUAUCCAGCUCUAGUACUUACUGGAAUUGUUAAAAAGCCAAGAUCAAGAUUUUCAUUUAUAAUAAAUGGACUUACACCACAGAAGGCAGCUUCAUUAAUAAUUGAUGCGCAAAGACAGAAUUUUCGAGAAAGAAGUAUACCUUCAUAUUGGCUGCUACUAGUACGUUUAUUAAGGUGUUUACCCACCAAGGCAAUCCAUUGUAUUUCCGAUUUUCUUGAUGUCGGAGUUGAUAUAGAAGAUUAAAAGAUAUGAGCUUGUAUACAUUAUUAUACACUUACUCUAAAUACACACACACACACACACACACACACACACACACACACACACACACAGCAGAGAGGGUUUGGAGUCAAAAAAUGCUACGGAAGUGACGAACCGUAGGGUCCUUAUCUCUGCUGUCACACACACACACACACACACACACA